CAUGAACGGUUGCUAAAUUGGCCAUGGAGGCCAUUUCUCUGCCUGCAUUCACGUGACUGAUUGAGUUUUACCUCAAGCGGGGCCGUAAUUCCAUAUUUCCAACUGGAUAUUACAACUCGGAGGUUUCAAAUCGGCCAGAGAAUGGCAUCAGCACAGCCUCCAAACUUCUCCUGGGUAGUUCCAGAAAAGCUGGCGGCGCUGGGUCUGCCUCGUAUGCCUGCUCACUAUCAGUUUCUCCUGCAGAAUGGUAUUCGGCACCUGGUCUGUUUGUGUGAGCGGAGACCUCCCCAUUACGACACUUGCCCAGAACUGAAACUGCAUCGCAUUAAAAUAGACGACUUCUGUGCUCCCAGUACGGAUCAAAUCAAAAGAUUUCUGUCCAUUGUUGAAGAAGCUAACUCUAAAGGAGAGGGAGUGGCUGUGCACUGUCUGCUCGGUUAUGGGAGAACCGGGACGAUGCUGGCCUGCUACCUGGUGAAGGAGAGGAAGAUAACCGGCGUCGACGCCAUCAACGAAAUCCGCAGAAUACGCCGCGGCUCCAUCGAGACGCGCGAGCAGGAGAAGGCGGUGGUGCAGUUUCAUCAUCACAUCAAAUGAGUGUUACGAUUACCACUGCCAAAUGUUCGCUUUCCUCGGACUCGAACAUAUCAGUGUUUAAUGAAAUACAACGAGAGCUUGGAUUAAUUUAUUCUGUCGUAUGCUUCAAGCGGCUUCCUAUUGUUAUAGGGCCGGCCUUUAGCGUAGUGGUUAAGGUGAAUGACUGCGACACGCAAGGUCGGUGGCUCUAAUCCCGGUGCAGCCACAAUAAGAUCCGCACAGCCGCUGGGCCCUUAAGCAAGGCCCUUAACCCUGCAUUGCUCCAGGGGAGGAUUGUCUCCUUCUUAGUCUAAUCAACUGUACGUCGCUCUGGAUAAGAGCGUCUGCUAAAUGCCAAUAAUGUAAUGUAAUGUAUAUUGACAUGUUGAUGUAAUUGUGUUGAUUAAACUGUAAUCUGGCCAUCCUGUU
Messenger RNA from Conger conger (European conger), 1005 nucleotides. Its product is annotated as dual specificity protein phosphatase 23-like. Lineage: Eukaryota; Metazoa; Chordata; Actinopteri; Anguilliformes; Congridae. The transcript has 3 exons. Gene Ontology annotation, biological process: protein dephosphorylation; cilium assembly. The record is from RefSeq and is a predicted model, not a curated record. Gene Ontology annotation, molecular function: protein tyrosine/serine/threonine phosphatase activity. Bases 142 to 597 code for a protein of 151 amino acids.